Tupaia belangeri chinensis (Chinese tree shrew) is the source of this 5286-nucleotide messenger RNA. It is a transcript of the gene RIMS2, whose product is annotated as regulating synaptic membrane exocytosis 2. Bases 305 to 4372 code for a protein of 1355 amino acids. Gene Ontology annotation, biological process: calcium ion-regulated exocytosis of neurotransmitter; regulation of synaptic vesicle exocytosis; positive regulation of synaptic transmission. The record is from RefSeq and is a predicted model, not a curated record. NCBI's taxonomy places the organism in Eukaryota, Metazoa, Chordata, Mammalia, Scandentia, Tupaiidae. The transcript has 27 exons. Gene Ontology annotation, cellular component: presynaptic membrane; cytoskeleton of presynaptic active zone. Gene Ontology annotation, molecular function: small GTPase binding; transmembrane transporter binding.
GAAAGCAGCUCAGCUUCACACUUCAGCUGGGAAUGCCCAAAAAGCCUACUGCUGUUUAGAUUUCUUGCUACAGUCAGGAGAAAGCCGAAAGCUGCACGGAUACCGAAUCUUCUACGACUGAAUUAGAAGAAUAAUGACUGUACAAUUAACUAUCAACCUCUGCUCAUUUAAGCACAGUUUUUACAGAGCUCAGGAGAAAUAUGGAACUUGAUUGGCAUGUUUUUAUUUGAUGGUGUCUGCAAAUAGAUGACUUUAAAGACAGGUGGUAAGAAAAAAUAAGAGAAGGGGAAAAAAAGGAAAGAAAAUGCAAUUUGAGACAUUGCGCCAGGUCUGCAAUUCUGUUUUAUCUCAUUUUCAUGGGGUUUUUUCAUCCCCACCAAAUAUUUUACAAAAUGAGCUUUUUGGACAAACACUGAACAAUGCAAGGAAAAGAAGUCCAUCACUGUCCAGGGAUCAGAAUAGAAGAUACGACCAAAGGGAAGAAAGAGAGGAAUAUUCACAGUAUGCCACUUCUGAUAGCGCAAUGCCUAGAUCUCCAUCUGAUUAUGGUGACAGGCGAUCUCAACAUGAACCUCAGUUUUAUGAAGAAUCUGAUCAUUUAAAUUAUAGGGACUCCAACAGGAGAAGCCAUAGGCAUUCCAAAGAAUAUAUUGAUGAUGAGGAUGUGGAGAGCAGAGAUGAAUACGAAAGACAAAGAAGAGAGGAGGAGUACCAGGCACGCUACCGGAGUGACCCCAAUUUGGCCCGUUAUCCAGUAAAGCCACAACCCUAUGAAGAACAGAUGCGCAUCCACGCUGAAGUGUCCCGAGCCCGGCAUGAGAGGAGGCACAGUGAUGUUUCUUUGGCAAAUGCUGAACUUGAAGAUUCCAGGAUUUCUAUGCUAAGGAUGGACCGACCAUCAAGGCAAAGAUCUGUAUCUGAACGUCGAGCUGCCAUGGAAAAUCAGCGAUCUUAUUCAAUGGAAAGAACUCGAGAAGCUCAGGGACCAAGUUCUUAUCCACAAAGGACCACAAACCAUAGCCCUCCUACCCCUCGGAGGAGUCCAAUACCCAUUGACAGACCAGACUUGAGGCGUACAGACUCACUGAGGAAACAGCACCACUUAGAUCCUAGCUCUGCUGUAAGGAAAACAAAACGGGAAAAAAUGGAAACAAUGUUAAGGAAUGAUUCGCUCAGUUCAGACCAGUCCGAGUCAGUGAGACCUCCACCACCAAAGCCUCAUAAAUCAAAGAAAGGCGGUAAAAUGCGCCAGGUUUCAUUGAGCAGUUCAGAGGAGGAGCUGGCUUCCACACCUGAGUAUACAAGUUGUGAUGAUGUUGAGAUCGAAAGUGAGAGUGUAAGUGAAAAAGGAGACAUGGAUUACAACUGGUUGGACCAUACGUCUUGGCAUAGCAGUGAGGCAUCCCCAAUGUCUUUGCACCCUGUAACCUGGCAGCCAUCUAAAGAUGGAGAUCGCUUAAUUGGUCGCAUUUUAUUAAAUAAGCGACUAAAAGAUGGAAGUGUACCUCGAGAUUCAGGAGCAAUGCUUGGUUUGAAGGUUGUAGGAGGAAAGAUGACUGAAUCAGGUCGGCUUUGUGCAUUUAUUACCAAAGUAAAAAAAGGAAGUUUAGCUGAUACUGUAGGACAUCUAAGACCAGGUGAUGAAGUGUUAGAAUGGAAUGGAAGGUUAUUGCAAGGAGCCACAUUUGAGGAAGUAUAUAACAUCAUUCUGGAAUCCAAACCUGAACCGCAAGUGGAGCUUGUUGUUUCCAGGCCCAUUGGAGAUAUACCUAGAAUACCUGAUAGCACACAUGCACAACUGGAGUCCAGUUCUAGCUCAUUUGAAUCUCAAAAAAUGGACCGUCCUUCUAUUUCCGUUACCUCUCCCAUGAGUCCUGGCAUGCUGAGGGAUGUUCCACAGUUCUUAUCUGGACAACUUUCAAUAAAACUAUGGUUUGACAAGGUUGGUCACCAAUUAAUAGUUACAAUUUUGGGAGCAAAGGAUCUCCCUUCCAGGGAAGAUGGGAGGCCAAGAAAUCCUUAUGUUAAAAUUUACUUUCUUCCAGACAGAAGUGAUAAAAACAAGAGAAGAACCAAAACAGUAAAGAAAACAUUGGAACCCAAAUGGAACCAAACAUUCAUUUAUUCUCCAGUCCAUCGAAGAGAAUUUCGGGAAAGAAUGCUGGAGAUUACCCUUUGGGAUCAAGCUCGAGUUCGAGAGGAAGAAAGUGAAUUCUUAGGAGAGAUUUUAAUUGAAUUAGAAACGGCAUUAUUAGAUGAUGAGCCACACUGGUACAAACUUCAGACCCAUGAUGUCUCUUCACUGCCACUUCCCCACCCUUCUCCAUAUAUGUCACGGAGACAGCUCCACGGAGAGAGCCCGACACGGAGGUUGCAAAGGUCAAAGAGAAUAAGUGAUAGUGAAGUCUCGGACUAUGACUGUGAUGAUGGAAUUGGUGUAGUAUCAGAUUAUCGACAUAAUGGAAGAGAUCUUCAGAGUUCAACAUUGUCAGUGCCAGAACAAGUAAUGUCAUCAAAUCACUGUUCACCAUCAGGGUCUCCUCAUCGAGUAGAUGUUAUAGGACGGACUCGAUCAUGGUCACCCAGUGCCCCUCCUCCACAAAGUCGGAAUGUGGAUCAGGGAUUUCGAGGGACACGCACUGCUACUGGACAUUAUAAUACGAUUAGCCGAAUGGAUAGACAUCGUGUCAUGGAUGACCAUUAUUCUCCAGAUAGAGACAGUCAUUUUCUUACUCUACCUCGCUCCAGAUACAGUCAGACCAUUGAGCAUCAUCACAGGGAUGGCAGGGAUUGUGAAGCAGCAGAUAGACAGCCAUAUCACAGAUCCAGAUCAACAGAACAACGGCCUCUCCUUGAGCGGACAACCACCCGCUCCAGAUCCACUGAACGUCCUGAUACAAACCUCAUGAGGUCGAUGCCUUCAUUAAUGACUGGAAGAUCUGCCCCUCCUUCACCUGCCUUAUCGAGGUCUCAUCCUCGUACUGGGUCUGUCCAGACAAGCCCAUCAAGUACACCAGUGGCAGGACGAAGAGGCCGACAACUUCCACAGCUUCCACCAAAGGGAACAUUGGAGAGAAACAAUGGAGUCAAGGAGAUAGAACCUUAUGAAGAAGUGGAAUCCUCAAGGAGAAGAUAUGCAGGUGCUAUGGAUAUAGAGGAGAGAAAUCGCCAAAUGAAAAUUAACAAAUACAAACAGGUAGCCGGAUCAGAUCCCAGACUGGAACAAGAUUACCAUUCAAAGUAUCGAUCAGGAUGGGAUCCUCAUAGAGGGGCAGAUAAUAUAUCCACUAAAUCUUCGGACAGUGAUGUAAGUGAUAUAUCUGCGGUUUCAAGGACUAGUAGUGCUUCUCGUUUCAGCAGCACAAGCUACAUGUCUGUCCAAUCAGAACGACCAAGAGGAAACAAGAAAAUCAGUGUCUUUACCUCCAAAAUGCAAAGCAGACAAAUGGGCGUGUCAGGGAAGAACAUGACCAAGAGCACCAGCAUCAGUGGAGACAUGUGCUCGCUGGAGAAGAACGACGGCAGCCAGUCUGACACGGCAGUGGGCGCCUUGGGCACCGGUGGCAAGAAGCGGCGCUCUAGCAUUGGGGCCAAAAUGGUAGCUAUUGUGGGUCUCUCACGGAAGAGUCGCAGCGCUUCCCAGCUCAGCCAAACGGAAGCAGGAGGUAAAAAACUGCGGAGCACUGUCCAGAGAAGCACAGAAACAGGUCUGGCGGUGGAGAUGAGGAACUGGAUGACCCGGCAGGCGAGCAGGGAAUCGACAGAUGGCAGCAUGAACAGCUAUAGUUCAGAAGGAAAUCUGAUUUUCCCUGGUGUCCGCCUGGCCUCUGAUAGCCAGUUCAGCGAUUUCCUGGAUGGCCUUGGCCCUGCUCAGCUGGUGGGACGCCAGACUCUGGCUACACCUGCGAUGGGUGACAUUCAGGUAGGAAUGAUGGACAAAAAGGGACAGUUGGAAGUGGAAAUCAUUCGGGCCCGUGGCCUUGUUGUAAAACCAGGUUCCAAGACACUGCCAGCACCGUAUGUAAAGGUGUAUCUGUUAGAUAACGGAGUCUGCAUAGCCAAAAAGAAGACGAAAGUGGCAAGAAAAACGCUGGAACCCCUUUACCAGCAGCUAUUGUCUUUUGAAGAGAGUCCCCAAGGAAAAGUUUUACAGAUUAUUGUCUGGGGAGAUUAUGGCCGCAUGGAUCACAAAUCCUUUAUGGGAGUGGCCCAGAUACUUCUAGAUGAACUGGAACUAUCCAAUAUGGUGAUUGGAUGGUUCAAACUUUUCCCCCCUUCCUCCCUAGUAGAUCCAACCUUGGCCCCUCUGACAAGAAGAGCUUCCCAAUCAUCCCUGGAAAGUUCAACUGGACCUUCUUACUCUCGUUCAUAGCAGCUGUAAAACUGUUGUCACAGCAACCAGCGUUACAAAAAAAAUUACCACAGGUCGCAAACCCUGGUAACACUGCAUGCUUAAUGUUGUGUCUUCUGAGCCUGUUUCUAGGGAUACAAAGCGAUCCUGUGUUCUCAGAGGAAGUUGCACACAUUGUGCGCUAAAGAAGGCCCUCAGGUGAAAGCGCAGAGCUAUGAAGAACUAUCAGGUUUGGAGUUCAGUGACACUCGAGUUUUGGUCCAAUUUGAAGCCAUGGAUUAAUCUCAAAGAAUCAGUUGGUUUCAUGCAACAAAAGCCCUUUUCAAUGGCACCUUUAUAUUUUUAUCGUUCCUUUUUCUUCAUUUAUCUGAUCCCAAAGCCCUGUUUUGCCACAGAAAUGGAAGCUAUACAGCCAUUAAGCCAUGUUACAGGUGACAGAGUGAAGUCCCAGGAAGCAUCAGGUGAAAUGCAGAGACCAAAGAACUGGUUGAGAACAAAGCUUCCGCCCUCCCGUGUCGGAGCCUCCUGUCCGCGGGAAGAAUGACAGACCUGGUGGCUCCAGUAGACGCGUCUAGUACUGAUGCCAAGAUGUACUGGACUCUGAAAGCAAAAUUCUGUGGCUACACUGUACUGAAUGAAAUUAAAGAAACUUUUUUUGCAUGGACACAGAUUAGCUGAAUACUUAAAUUAUUUUCUUGGGGCUGCAACUUGCAAAAAAAAAAAAAGAAUAAAAAUCAGCCAUUUUCAACAAUUUAUAUUAUUUUUAAAAAUAAAUUUCACUAGUGCAUGGUUUUAAAAAGGGGAGAGAAUGCAACAGGGUGAUACAAAGACACACCAUGUUUAUUCUUUAAUCAUAGUCUGUGUUUUGGCAGACACUACAAAUGAAAAUACUUUCUAGAAGAUACUUAAAUUCUCUUUAUGUGACAAAUAAGUAU